AUGCCCACACUCAUACCUGCUUCUCCCGAGGCGUCGUUGACCCACCGUCAUCAUCAACACCAUGACUCUCCUUCCCACACUAAGCCUAAGCGUACUGCAAAAUUGGGCACCUUAUCGUGCAUUUCCUUAAUCACCAACAAAAUGUUGGGAACUGGUCUCUUCAGUACCCCUUCUCUCAUAUUCAGGUUGACUAAUGGUAACGUCCCAUUAUACUUUUCCUUAUGGAUUGUCGGUGCAAUCGUUGUUUUCAGCGGGCUAAUCAUAUAUUUAGAGUUUGCAUUGAACCUACCUUUCAAAAACGGUGGUGAAAAAAAUUAUUUAUUAAAAGUAUUCAAAAAUCCAAAAGGUUUAGCAGGUUGUGUCUAUGCUUUCCAAAUGGUUUUGCUUGGAUUCAGCUCAGGUAACUCUUUUGCCUUUGGGAAAUAUACUUAUUUUGCAUUAACCGGUAAUCAAGACCUGGAUAAUGAAUCUUAUAGUAAAUUGAUCGGAGUUGGUUGCAUCUCUUUUUGUAUUUGGUUACAUAUAAAGUUCCCCAAUCAAGGUACUUCCCUUUUUAAUUUUUUAGGUAUAGUGAAAAUUUUAAUCUUAGUUCUUAUCAUUUUACUUGGUGCUUUGGUUGGGGUUGGAUUAAUCUCCAUUAAUGAUUCUGAUUUAUCAAUUACCCCUUCUUUGAAAAACGAAAAUGGUAUGUACUCAAUUUCAGUGGCUCUACUAGAAAUCAUUUAUUCUUUUAAAGGUUGGGAAAAUGCAAACUAUGUUUUAUCCGAAAUUGAUGACCCUUAUCAUGUUUUGACUAUAGCUGCACCUCUGGCUGUUGGAAUAGUUACCAUUCUUUAUUUUUUGGUAAUAAUAAGUUAUUUGGUAGUAAUACCAAAGGCAGAAUUAUUAGAUAGUGGGGUCUUGGUUGCAGGAAUAUUCUUCAACAAAAUCUUUGGUGAAGGCUUGACUUCACAAUUAUUGCCCUUUUUAAUCGCUUUAUCAACCUUGGGUAAUGUAAUGGUUGUUUCGUUUGCUCAUUCAUAUGUCAACCAAGAACUACUGAAGAGUAAUUAUAUCCCCUUUUCAAAGUAUUUCCAAAAUAUCAAUCACUCAUUGUUAUUACACUGGGCUAUAACAAUAUUGGUCAUGGUCGUACCUCCGCUGGCGGAAAUUUAUGAAUUUGUGGUCAAUUUAUACAUUUAUCCUGGUACUUGGAUUAAUCUAUUCAUCACCAUAGGAUUAAUUUAUCUUCGAUUGAAUAGAAAAAGAGAACAAUGGGGUAAAUAUAACGCAAAAUUUAAUCUUGGAAGUUUAACAGGAACAGAUACUGAACAAUUAGAUAGUAUAUACCCGCUGAAUGACGAUGAAAGUGUUUAUACAGAAUUUGAUUCCUUGAUAUCUUCUGAAAACCCGGUUGAGGGCAAAAUCAUCUCAGCUCCUUAUAUAUGUAUCUUUAUCUUCCUAAUUGCAAAUUUAUUCCUAGCCCUCUUCCCAUUUGUUCCUCCAGUUUCCCCUAGUAAACUGUCAAUCCCAUACUGGCUUUUCCCAGUUGUCGGUACCUCUGUUCUACUUUUUGGUGGCUUCUUUUUUUACACUAGAAAGUGGCUCAACUCCUUCACCUAUGAAAAAUGGAAUAUAGGCGAACCUGAUAUCAAAUAUGAAGAAGACCAUCUAGAAUAAUUUAUAGACUAAUAAACCAAGUAUAAUAAAUCCUCUAAACGUUCAAC
This is a messenger RNA of Hyphopichia burtonii NRRL Y-1933, 1706 nucleotides long. Its product is annotated as amino acid transporter. Gene Ontology annotation, molecular function: L-amino acid transmembrane transporter activity. Bases 1 to 1659 code for a protein of 552 amino acids. Gene Ontology annotation, cellular component: membrane. Gene Ontology annotation, biological process: amino acid transmembrane transport. NCBI's taxonomy places the organism in Eukaryota, Fungi, Ascomycota, Pichiomycetes, Serinales, Debaryomycetaceae. The transcript has a single exon. The record is from RefSeq and is a predicted model, not a curated record.